Molecule: messenger RNA, 3756 nt
Organism: Frieseomelitta varia
Lineage: Eukaryota; Metazoa; Arthropoda; Insecta; Hymenoptera; Apidae
Product: sodium- and chloride-dependent glycine transporter 1-like
Exons: 12
Coding region: 1048-3171 (707 amino acids)
Biological process (GO): sodium ion transmembrane transport
Cellular component (GO): membrane
Source: RefSeq, a predicted model, not a curated record
CUGGGGGUGCUGCAAGUAGAAAAGCUCUCCCAUAAGCAGGCAGGCAGGCUGGCUGGCUGGCUGGCUGCCCGGGCACGGACCGUUUCCACUGUCUGUCUGUCCGUCCGUCUCGUCUCGUCUCGUCUCGUCUCGUCUCGUCUCGUCUCAUUUCGCCUCGUCUCGUCUCGCUUCGUCUCGUCGCGUCUCGCCUCGUCUCGUCUCGUCUCGUCUCGUCUCGUCUCGUCUCGUCUCGUCUCAUUUCGCCGCGUCUAGUCUCAUCUCGUCUUUGCCUCUUCGCUCUUCUUCUUGCCUCUUCGAUUUUAUUACACACGUACGUACGUACGCGCACAUGACAUCUUGUUGUCGGUCUCUCUGGUAUACCAUGGUUUCGACACACCAUGUAAAUAACGUGUCCACGGUGUGGCUCGAAGCAAGAGGGAAGAAGAACACGCGAGAGUUUUGCUAAAAGUUUGCCGAACUUCCUUCGUCAGAGGAGUUCUGUAUCUGUUCCUUUUAGUUUGAUUGUGUGAUUGCCUCGUGCCGUGCGGUGGGCGUACGCGCGGUACGGUUCACAGCUGUGACCUUGGGAAGCAGUGACAGUGCGUGUCUCUGACCUUGGCACGGGGGUUCGCCAAGUUCCCCGAUGGCAGCGCGAGCACCGCUGCCAGCCGCGACGACAGCUGAUCGACCACCGGCCAAGUGGAGUUCCAACGGAGGAUGUUCAUCGACCGGAUUGCCUUACCGAGCAUAAUCAGACUUUAGGCGAGUCACGAAGAAUGAACAUCGUGCGGCGAAAUACGCGUGGAAAAAUCGAAGAAACGGAAGCCGGUGAGGCUUGCCGCUUGGACGAGGUUAUACAUUAACGAUGGACAACUGCGAAACGGGAACAGAUGCACCAGCACGAGUUGUCAGACGUUCGCAGAGCAUGAAGAGGAGAAGAUUCGCCUGACUUCGUAGACACGUUCGGUGCCAGUUUGGAGGAUGGAGGAGUCCUCACCAAGGAUUCGUUCCUAUCUGGAAUGCUGGGACAGACGUAAGGAAGAGAAAAUGUCCAAGAGAUCCUGUUAAAUGGAAUUUAAAGGCAAGCAGAACGAAGACAAGUACUCGGUGGCGAACAGCCAAGCACCGUUGCAGGCCGGCGAGGAGGAACACCCGGAACGUGGCACAUGGACGGGGAAAUUCGACUUUCUGCUGUCUCUCCUGGGCUACAGCGUCGGUCUUGGCAAUGUCUGGCGAUUUCCGUACCUAUGCUACUCGAACGGGGGCGGCGCUUUUCUAAUACCGUUCACGGUGAUGCUCAUUAUCGCCGGGCUGCCCCUCAUGUUCAUGGAGCUUUCCUUAGGGCAGUACGCGAGCCUUGGCCCAGUGGCGGCGUACAAACGUUUCUGCCCCCUCCUGCGUGGCUUGGGAUACGGAAUGGUGUUGGUCAGCUCGGUGGUGAUGCUCUAUUACAACUUGAUCAUCGCCUGGACCCUUUAUUACAUCUUCGUCUCCGUGGCCGGGGCAGGUAAACUGCCAUGGAGCAAGUGCGAGCCACCAUGGAGUACGGAAGACUGCUUCAUGCCAGAAGCUGCCGAGGCCUGCGUGUCUCAAAACAUGAGCUACUUCAAAGGGAAAUGCUUAAAUUCCACUCAGAUGGCCUCCAUGGGCCUGACUAUCGAAAAUAUCACUAGUGCCAUUAGAAGACCACCGGCUGAGGAAUAUUUUAACAAUCACGUGUUGGGGAUGAGCAGUGGUAUCGAGGAGACAGGUUCGAUUCGACCCUCGAUGGCAGCGAACCUUCUGCUAGCAUGGAUCAUCGUCUUCCUCUGUCUGAGCAAAGGUGUACAAAGCUCGGGGAAGGUUGUCUAUUUCACUGCUCUCUUCCCAUACGUCGUUCUGAUCGCUCUUUUCAUUCGGGGAAUUUUACUUCCCGGCGCCAACGAGGGCAUUCUCUUUUAUCUAACGCCCGAUUGGAAAAGGCUAAUGUCCGCGAAAGUGUGGGGCGACGCCGCGGUGCAGAUCUUCUUCGCCUUGAGCCCUGCUUGGGGCGGUCUGAUAACGCUCAGCUCCUACAACAAAUUCACCAACAAUUGCUACAAGGACUCGUUGAUCGUCGCCGUCAGCAAUAUCGGCACUUCCUUUUUCGCUGGCUUCGUCAUUUUCUCUGUGAUCGGUUUCCUCGCCCACGAGCUCGACGUCCCUGUUGCGUCUGUCGUCGACCAGGGUGCUGGAUUAGCGUUCAUUGUUUAUCCUGAGGUAGUAGCUCGUUUACCAGUUGCACCAGUCUGGUCGCUGCUCUUCUUCGUGAUGUUGCUUACCUUGGGCCUCGAUUCUCAAUUUGCUCUGAUGGAAACCGUCACCACAGCGAUUCUCGAUGCCUUUCCAGCACUGAGAAAUUAUAAAUUAUGGGUUGUCCUGGCGGCAGCCGUGUUCGGUUACGCCGGCGGUAUCGUUUUCACUACCAACGCUGGCAUGUACUGGCUGCAACUGAUGGACAAAUACGCGGCGAAUUGGUCGGUGUUAUUAAUCGCUAUAGGCGAGUGUAUCUUGGUCGCGUGGAUCUACGGUGCGGAUCGAUUUCUCGACGACGUACAGCAGAUGAUCGGACCUCGCAGUCGUCUCUGGAGAUUCUUCUGGACCUGGAUGUGGAAAGUGAUUACGCCAGCGACGCUCUUUUUCAUUCUGUUCUUUAAUUGGGUCGAGUACGAGCCGCUUAAAUACGGUGGCUACGUUUAUCCGAAAUGGGCGGAUAUUGUUGGAUGGGUUGUCGGUAUAAUACCAGUUCUGGUCAUCGUUGGCUUGGCUCUCAGCCAAUUGAGGGACCGGCGUCCUCGUUCCGCCUACGACGACGACGACGACGACGACGACGACCUGGACAAUCGUCCGUCGUAUCAGAGAGCCGGCAGAGGGAGAACGAAGAAGAGCAACGGGAAGAACGUUUGGUGGCGGGCGAAGAUGCUUUUACAGCCGACUUCCGAUUGGGGUCCUGCGGCCAGGAAUGCUUCCACUCCGUCGAGAACGCUCACUCACACGCCGUCACCAGGACCACCAGGAGGAUACAAUUCCGUGAGAGACACCAUAGUCCUGGUGAACGGUCAGCCAAUGAUGGUGCAACCAUCGAGCACGUCCGGCACCGCUCAGAAACUUCCUGGACCGUCGAUCCUCAAGAAUUCUAGUAAAACCGAUUUGAUCACAUCGCAACAAGUCUGACACGAUGUUCAUUUUAUCUGUAAAGACGAGUCUGCCCAGAAAUCUAUUGCCAAAGAUACAACACGCCAAUAAAAGAUAGUUGCAUACUCGCAGAUAGGUUCGAUGACCAUCAACGAUCGAUCGGGUGGCGGUCAAUCGAAGAAGAAAAAAAAAAAAAAAAAGAGAAAUAUAUGACAGUUGAACGUUCCAAUAGAAGAGAGAUAUUCCUAUGAAUUUAUUUUUUUAACGAGGAAUAAUGGGUGUAUUUUUUUAUAUACUCGAACCUCACGACCCUUGUAUCUUCUAUUCCAAUAGAAUCUACAGUUUAUACGACAGUUGAAAUAUUCUUAUCAAUUGUUACAGUAUUAAUUUUAAAUUAUCAAUUUUAUAAAUGCGUUCUCUCUCUUUUUUUUAUUAUUAGAUCAAAUAUUUGAUAUUCUGUUUUUUUUUUUUUUAGAAAAUUUACAAUUCCAACGUAGGUUCGUAAUAAUUAGUUGUUAUCAUUUGAGAUUAAGUAGCAACUGUUUCGUUGUAAGAUAGCAUGUGUAAACUCGUAAUCGGUACAGCGGUUCGCGUGAAACGUGAGGGGAAAAGGAUUUGAAAGAA